Molecule: messenger RNA, 3676 nt
Organism: Sclerotinia trifoliorum
Lineage: Eukaryota; Fungi; Ascomycota; Leotiomycetes; Helotiales; Sclerotiniaceae
Source: the annotation of a GenBank genome assembly
AUUGAAGUACCUUGUAUCUGAAAACACAACGAAGAGAAACUUGCUCAAAAUAUAUGUCAAUAAUUUUCGCGGAUAUGCGAUGAUAUGGAUGAAACUUCUAGUGGCAUUGGACAGCCAUGUACUGGCCGAUUGGAGCUCCUCGAAUAUAUGCAGCAAGCAGUGCCGCAUCUAAAGAUCGUAUUAUUCAAACCGAUGAUGAUAUCGACUCGCGGGAACCUACAGAAGGCAGCGGAUCUCUCAUAAAUGCGCCGGAUGAUGAAGCCGAGGAGAAAGUUGAUGAUGAUCAAGGGACAACCUCUGGGUUAUCCACACCCAUAACGCCUAUCACCCCGGGCAUAAAGCCAGUCGAACACGACACUCACAUCCGACCGUGGAACAGCUCGUCCCUCACAGACGCAUCUUAUUUUCCUUCGAGUCGGCCAGAAAAUGAUCCACUGUUGGCACUGAGGAUAUCUCGAAGUGGUCAUCUUUUCGCGGUUAUUACAUCUACCUCCUUGACAAUAUGGCAGACAAAGGUAUGUUUGAUCCGAAACACUACGGGAUUGCGGUUGACGAUUGCUAAUAUACUCUUCUAGCCUACCGCCAUUUUGGCCGUCGUUGUUCGAUCUUCCAAAUCCCUUGCUACAUACGGAUCGAAUGUUUCCCUCCUCCUCCGACCCGACUCUAUGAUAUUCGUCGUUCAGACAACAAACGGUUUCCUUAUAACUUACACUUUAGCCACAGACCCCGAUUCCAGAGUCUUCAAGCCGCAUUUUGACAAUCACACGAAUCGCAGGCAGAGUAAUUUUAGUGGUCACAGAAGCCGGGGAGGUGAUAGGAUCCUUUGGGGUCCAGGCGAGGGAGGUGGUGUAAGGGAUGUGAGCGUAAAGUUUCGGAUGGUCAUUAAAGUUGAUGCUGGUAUCGGCAAUGCUUUAGCAUUGGAUGAUGAAUUGGUCGUCGCGACAAAAAAGCCGGGCGCAGUACAGUGCAUCAGAUGGACUCCAGACAGUACAGGCAACCAAACGAGUACGGAGAUAUUCAGCCGGAUGGAAUGGCUAGCUAAGAAAGCCAGUGUAACGGAAAUGGUUUAUGAUAGACCGAUGAAUCUUUCCACUUGGACUACUAGUGAUGGAAUGGCAUACGCAGUACAGCGUCAGACUCGACACAAGGAUUCGGACGGGCACCGGAAAUUGUUCCGAGGCUAUUGUUUUCAUAUACCUACCAAUGAGGACAGCCAUGCAAUCAAAUCAGCUAUUAACGCUAGAUUCUCCCUUAUUGCUGUUGGCUGUAAUGAUGGCACCAUACAGGUCUACAACGCCAAGGAUUAUGUCGGAAAUGUACCACCUUCGCAUAUUCAUCGUCUGUCGGUUUCCCGACAAUCAUCUGGUCAGUUGACUUGUCUAAGUUAUUCUCCAGACGGAUACAGCCUUUUCGCAGGAUACGAAAAUGGCUGGGCAAUGUGGAGUGUAUUUGGUAAACCAGGAGCAAACAGCUUUGGAUCAGACCGAAGAAUAUGCGAAGAGAAUAACGAGGGCUGGCUUGUUGGUGUCAAAGAAGCCGUUUGGCUUGGUGGUGGGACCGAGAUCCUUCUUAUUAGCCAACAAGACAAUCGGCUAUGGACUUUAGAAAUGGCGCGCAGUGCUAUUACUGGAUGCUAUGCCUCUGCAAAUAUAUCCCGCACAUUACUUCAAACCACCUCGAGUAUUAUGGUUUACCGAGGUUGUGACAUGCCUGAUCUUACUACCAUAUCAGCUGAGUCUUCUUUGUGGCACAAUGCUCAAAUUCCUUCCAGUUACCUGGUGGAUCAAUGGCCCAUCCGUUGUUCAGUUAUAUCGUCCGAUGGUCGAUAUGUUGCGGUGGCAGGCCGGCGUGGUCUUGCACAUUAUAGCGUCAACAGUGGUCGAUGGAAGAGUUUCGUCAACGAAAAUAUGGAGAACGAAUUCCAGGUACGGGGAGGUAUGUGUUGGCAUCAACACAUUCUAGUGGCUGCAGUAGAAGCUGGGGAAUCCUUCGAAUUGCGUUUAUUCUCACGCGAGGCUCCUCUUGACAACACUGCCAUGUUGCAUGUUGAAUACCUUCCAGCACCGGUGGUGCUCAUUGCUCCAUCUGGGGAAGACUCUCUACUUGUCUAUACGUACGACAAUUUACUGUAUCAUUACAUAUUUGCAACGACAAAUGGCGUAGUGAAGCUUGUGCAGGUUGGACAAAUAGCUUUUCAUGGGAUUGUUCGAUCACCAGCUAGAGUGAGAGGUCUAAGUUGGAUUUUGCCAGAUGAACAAAUAAUAGAGGGGGACCCGUCACAAGAUGUGGCUGUCGCGACUGUCCUCUUCUUGGUUGAUGGCAAACUUGUUUUACUGCAGCCAUCACUCAAUGAUGAACGCAAACUUAAAUACGACAUGCGAGUUAUUGCACAAAAUGUCGAAUUCUAUGCUCUUAUGAGGGAUCAACCUUUGGCUAAUCCACCUCGAAAUACCGAAUCUACAGAGGAAUUGGGGGAUCAUGGGCAAGGGAAUGGUUUGCGAGACGCUCUUUGGUUCUUUGAAGGAAAUGAGAUCAAAGUAUGGCCCGAGGUUCAGGAUGUCCUUCGCUCAGCUCCAUCGGAGUUAGGUCGUGAACUUCCGUCGACAGUCUCCAUUCAAAUCGAUUUCUACCCUCUAUCAGUUCUGCUUGGUAAAGGUAUUCUCCUUGGCCUUGAAUCUGAUCUAGUUCAACGUCGCGAUGUGAAUUUUGCCUUUUUCAAAUUCACCAUAAGGGUAUGUAGCAUGGUGACAACAUAAGUAGGAUCUACGUUAACAAAUAAUAUAGACUCAUCUAUUUAUCCCACAAGUUCUACGUUUCCACUUAUCUCGAUUCGAUUCUCCAGCAGCUUUACAUCUAGCUCAUCAGUAUCAAAAACUUGAAUACUUUGCACACUCACUCGAAAUUCUAUUACAUAAUGUUCUCGACGAGGAAGUAGAUACGCCGCCGUCACCUGAGGCAGCUUUAUUACCAGGCGUGUUAUCGUUUUUAUCCUCGUUUCCUCAAUACCUGGAUAUCGUUGUUCAAUGUACUCGUAAAACGGAAGUGAGGUCAUGGCGGACGCUAUUCACAUAUCUACCACCACCACAAGAGCUAUUUGAAGAAUCAUUAGAAAGAGGAUCCUUGAAGACAGCAGGUGGAUACUUGCUUAUCCUUCAUACUUUUGAAGAAUUAAGUUCAAGCUCAGAACAACUCGUUCGUUUGCUUUCUCGUGCCAAAGACGAAGAGGAUUGGGAAUUGUGUAAAGAGCUCGCACGAUUCCUAACAGCUCUUGAUGAAACUGGCGCUACAUUAAUGGAGGCAUUGGAGAUGGUCAGCCUCAGAAGUCCUAAAGAUGACCGUGAAGCCACGAGUUUUAUGUUUGAAGGUACAAAAUUAAAGGUGCCUCGCCUAAUCAAAGAAGCUGAUGUUAAUGGAAAUGAUGGUUAUGGAGAUUCCAGUUCGGGAAUGUCUCAGGGAAGCAGUGAGCCGGACUAUUUUUCCACCCGCCACUAGGUCAUUAGAGAGUAAGUUUUGGUGAUUGGCAUUUCAAAGGUGUUUGGAAGGCGUUUAGGCAAGGCUCUUACUUGAAUAAAACGACGAGUGCCAUGGUUUGCAGGAAUUAUGGCUUCAGGCGGUUGAGUACUUCAGAAUAUCGCAGCAAUAUUAUACCUAGUAAUUACAGACAAGCCCAUCCGAU